GACACUAUCACCAUGGCAAUGUUGACCAUUCUUCUGCUUCUCAGUGCUGCCUUUGCACUGGGCAAUGCCUUAACUCUGGACGAAGCAAGUAAGAGAGUUCACCUCACACUUUACAUCAUUAUUUUAAAUGUUGUAGCAGAGGUGUGUGUGUGUGCAUGUGUGUUGAAUGACUGAUCUACAAAUAAUACUGAGUAGUUAUUUAUGAUGCCAGGUAGAUCAAUCAGUCUCGACUCACCUUUAAAGUUGGCUGCAAUUUGGAACACGCCCUGUGUCUUCUCCUUACAGAUUCUAUGGUGGCAUUUGCAGCAGAUAAAAAAAGCCCCUGCCCCAAAGGCUGGUUCCAGUUUAAUUCACGUUGCUUCAUGUUUGUCGAGACUAAAAGGACAUGGCCCGAAGCAGAGGUAUGAUGAUUACCCUCUACUGUGAAUUAAAGAAGUUCAAUUGAAAUCAACUCGCUUAUUUGGUUUGACGUUACCUUAAAGGUGAUUUGGUCUUAUUUUAACAGGCACCACAUGGAGGUUCAGUAUGUAAAAUCCUGAACCUCCCCUUUAAGUUGCCUAAUUUGAAUUUUCUAUAGGCUUUGCAAAAUGUAUUUAAUUUGUGGAGUCAGGCCUGUAUAUUGGAACCCACAGGUCAUGGGUUAAAACAGAGAUAAACUAAUAUCUCUAAGAGCCUAUUUAAAAGAACAUUAGUUGUGAUGGCCAAUAUUUGAUUGUGAGAAUUUGUGUUCUAGGACUCACAAAGACUGAACCACUGACUAAUACUUACAUUAUGUCUUUGUCCCUGUCUACUGCUUGCUUUAGCGCCACUGUAUGUUCCUUGGAGCAAACCUGGUGUCUGUGCAGAACACUGUAAAGUUCCUUGGAGCAAACCUGGCGUCUGCGCACAGCUCUGAGGAGUCCCAAUUUCUACAGGCGGUGGUGUUAAUCAAGACUGGCGGUUUCCCUCUUACCUGGAUUGGAGGAUAUGAUGCUGUUCAGGCAAAUGUGAUAAAGGUACCCAAUUGUCAUAUUUGAUCAAAAGUUAAAAUACCUUAAAAGAAAAUGACUCAACAGUUAAAGGUAUACUCUACCUGAACAGUUCAGCUAGAGUAUAAUCACAAAUUAAUAGGAUUUUUGUUAUACUCAUCAAUAUGUCAAGUCAGGGCCCGUACUCACAAAGUGUCUCAGAAAAUGAAUCCUGUUAAAACCUGUUUUAAGACAAACAACUCCCAACAAGAGUUUGGGGUGAUGUUUAAUAUACCGGUCAGACAAACUCUGAGCCAGGAGUAAAAUCAACUCAUUAAAGUUUAUCUCAGCUGGGAAUCAUUACAUUUUGAGGUACUACAAAGGAAGAAUAGUGAUGACGCUCUUUGACGUGUUACAAAUGAUGGGGAAUAACCAAUCACAAUGAGACUUCGCCACCUGGGAACUCUAUUGCAUACUUCAGACUACCAUGGCGAAUGUGACUUUACAUCAAAUGUUGCAAUGGUAAAAAGUUUGAUAUAAUUGUCGCCUGACACAAUCUCUUUGCGUUCUCUUAAUUAUUUCCUAACAUGUUGGGAUGCAUGUUUUGUUUUACCAAUUCUGAUAUUUUGAAUAAUGUCAUAGGCAUAUUCAGGGUUGGGGAGUAACGGAUGACAUGUAAUGGAUUACACAAACUGUAAUCCGUUACAUUACCAGAAAAAAAGAUUGUAAUCAGAUUACAAAUACUUUAGAAAAACUAGAUGAUUACUUCUAGGAUUACUUUUCAAUUCAGAAUGGAUGUAUUUCUGUUUUCUCAAUGACAUUCAAAUCAGCGUUGAAUAAAGGCUCAAGUUUAACUUUGUUCCGCCUGAGUGAAUCUGACUUCAAAUCAGAGACCACUAUGAUACCAAAUGUGUUUGAUGGGUCGCGGGAAAAGAGCAGGAAUAGGCUUUUUUAGGCUACAGUCCAAGCUGUGUCUUCCAAUGGUGCAACUGCUGUCGGCAUCCAAAGAUUAUCCAACUUGAAUAAAAACUUGGAAGUUAGGAUGACAGCAGUGGUGUAGCAUGCGGGAGAUACGGCUGUCACUUAUUUUGAUAAUAUUACCGUUAUAUCCACACACUGGUCACUCCUAUUUAACAAUUCUGAAUGGCUUUGGAACAGUAGGCAUCAAGUUCCUUUCCGAUAAUAUUGCAUAAAUGCUUGAAAGGGCUAUUAUUUUUACCGAACAAAGCCCCUAGAUGCUUUCAAUUGCCCAAUUUUAUAGGCAUGCCCAAUUUAGGCAUAUUUUUUAACAACAUGUUAUUCCGCUUGAAAAACAUGGUUAAUGAAAUAAUCGGAAAGAAAUGUGAUUAUUUAUUAGCCUAGUGGUUACGAGUAUUUAGGCAUAUCAUGUGAAUAAGGCCUCAGGUGAAAUCAUUGUCUAAAGCGCAAGAGAUAUUGUUGCUUGUAGGUCUAGAUUAUUUAUGAGGUCAGAUCUACUUUUGGAAGAUCUUAUAGAUGUACAAAAAAAGUUCACUGCAGUAUCCACUGACACACAGUGGCUUAUAGUGGGCUAGCAUAGUAGGCUAGAGUGAGUACUAUAGCAUCAUAAACCAUACAUUGUUUUAAUAUCGAAAAAUGUUUCCGUUUUAACAUUCUGGAAGUUCUGUGCAGUGAUUUCAGUUUAGAAUGUUGAAGCCAACAAACACUAUUUUUUCCCUUCAGACAUAUUUGCACGUGUGAUAGAAGGGCACAUUAUGUACUGGCAUUUUUUAACAUGCUGCACGACGCUCCUCAGCUCAGCAACAACAACAAUAACAAUGGUGGUGGGGCGGUCAGUGGUGCUGUUUCCCCUACUGCGGAUUCCAUCUUUAAACGGUUGUACAUUACUUGUAUGUGAUUUCUUUGAUACUGAGACCUCACUUAUUCCCCACAGGACAGGCUGUGGUUCUGGAGUGACGGCUCCAAAUUUGAUCACCAGAGCUGGGCGAAAAAUGAGCCCAAUAACUAUAACGGUGCCAGAGAGCCAUGCAUUCAGAUGAACUUUGGAGGUACAGUAAGCCCACUAUAAAUCACUGAUCCAUUCAUCAAAUUAAACUUUAUUCAUAGUAAGUUUAACAAAUAAAUUUGACACAUACACACUUUUAUUUUAUUUUUGUGUGUACAUCUGUGUUGAUUUGAGGUAAUUUCUAUUCCACAUUUCCUCUUAAGGUGAACACCGCUGGAACGAUGAAUUAUGUGGAAAGAGCUAUCCCUCUGUGUGCUCCAUAAGAACCUGUUCAAUCCGUCAAACUAUCAACUGA
Coregonus sp. 'balchen' is the source of this 3226-nucleotide messenger RNA. NCBI's taxonomy places the organism in Eukaryota, Metazoa, Chordata, Actinopteri, Salmoniformes, Salmonidae. The record is from the annotation of a GenBank genome assembly.